AUAUUCAUAAUCAUGAUAUGAUAAUGAGAACGUGCGAAAUUAACUUGGAGGGAAACACUAGUGGAAUUGAAUUUUAAAGGAUUAGAAUCAAUCAAACAACUAUCUUUUGUUGAAGGAGUGAUCCCCCGGUAAGGUCAAGAAAUCAAUAAACAUAGAAAAUGGGAGAUUAUUACGAGUAUGAGAGCGAUGAAAAUGAUGAUCAGAAGCAACCAAUUCAUCGCAAAAUCUACCCAAUCUACGGCCGAGACCGCCGGCGCAGUGAAGGGUCGACGUAUCUGGUUGGAUCGUCGGGCGACAGCAGUGGCAGUGCACUGAUGAAUUUCGACAGUGAUUCUCAUUGUGAUCCGAAGGCCCUGCUUCAAGCGGUGGUGUUUGUCGAAGAUGCAGUCAAGUUCCGGAGCAUCAAACACAAGAUAGACCCUUUCUCUCUCUGGUACUAUAGGGUCUACUAUUCCAGGCCAAUUCAAUGGACCCUCUACAUAGCAAUCUUCACAAUCCUGUUUCUAGCAUUCUUCGAGCCCCCUUCCUCCCUCACGACCGGCAACAGCUCAGACCCCCGUUACCGUGGCGACCGCAUCCAUGCACCCUGUGGCGUGACAGAGGGCAUCGAGUUCGUCUGUCUCCUGAUCUUCUUUUACGAUGUCUGCACCAAGAUUUAUUUAAUAGGUCUGUCGGAGUUGAAGAAGAGCAAAUGGCUCGUUGCCUACGUCGUUGUCAUAGCAAUCUCUCUCAUCGAUUGGCUGGUCACAAUCAACUUUGCCUGCAAUGAGCUGUGGAGGGUUCGCCGCUUCCUACGACCCUUCUUCCUCAUCCAGAACUCGCAGUUGAUGAAGAAAACCGUGAGGAGCAUCAAAAACACCAUGCCAAAAGUAGCAAGUGUGAUCCUACUUCUUCUGAUUCACAUCUACUUCUUCACCAUGUUUGGAAUGCUGCUGUUUCCCAGACCUGAGGGCGACGUUAAACCCUCGGAUCUUAAUAACAGGACUGUGGUGAAUCAGACAACAUUGACCGUCAAUGCUUCAAAAAUAGUGGAUUCUAGAAUAUUCCAGGAAGGAUUGCAGCAUUUUGCCAGUAUAGGGGAGUCAUUUUUGAGCCUCCUCGUGCUCCUCACUACGGCAAACAACCCCGAUGUGACCAUGCCUGCUUACCAAAACAACCGAUUCUAUGCUCUUUAUUUCAUCAUCUUUCUUGGUAUCGGUCUUUAUCUUUUCUUCAAUAUGCUUACUGCUGUGAUCUACAAUGAAUUCAGAGGAUAUUUAAUUACGUCAAUGCAGUCAAGUCACUUCCGUAGGAGACUGGGGUUUCAGGCAGCGUUUGAGAUGUUAAGAGCUCAAAUCAGGACGGUCAACGGAAGCAUUGAGAGAUCAACUGUUAGUGUCAGUGUGGUAAAAUCUGUUGUUCUCCAAGCUAGUAUACCAGAGUCAGCUAAAAAGACUAUUUUAACAGAGUUAGAUGCUAAUAUUGGCGGAGUAAUCACAUCAUCUGAGUUCCAAAGACUGUUCGAUUGUCUGGAUCAUCAAGCAGACGGAGAUGAGACUCCAAGUCCUAGACUAAUAACCAGACCAAGACUACGGAAACUCCAAGCCUUCGUCGUUCAUCGUUUCUUUGGUUACUGCGGAACAGCUGUGGCUGUUGUAAACAUCGUAUUUAUUAGUAUUGAGAUCUCUACGCAGUACAAUAGGAGCCUUUAUCACAGUGAUUCGGAAUUGACAAAGUUCAACAUAGUUUUCAUCAUCUAUUAUUGUAUAGAACAGAUGCUGAAAUUUUGGGCUCUCGGCUGGAGGUGUUUCAAAUCUUCUAUAACCAACGUCCUUGAUGCCCUCUUCACAGCUGUCUUACUAGUAGCAGAGAUAUUAUAUCUUUCGAUGGAAGGAUCUCAAACUUUUCCAGAUAACACCAUUGGCUAUGCAAUGUACGAUCUUGUCAGGAUAAUAAACAUUCUUAUCACCUUCCGGCUUUUCAGGAUUGUUACACAUUUUAAAACCAUGGCCAUUGUGAUUAGUACGAUGCUGGAUCUGGUUAGAAAUCUACGAGCCUUUCUUGGCAUCCUAGUGGUAAUCUACUAUGUGUUUGCAAUCCUUGGAAUGGAAAUCUUUCGGGAUCAGAGCCCACAACCCCCUAAUAUCACAGACAUCACUCAAAUACCAAAGUGUGGGACCUAUGAGCAGCUGAAUUACUAUGCAAACAAUUUUGAUGAUUUCGCCUCGGCCAUUGUUGUCCUGUGGGACAUCAUGGUUGUAAAUAACUGGCAUGUCUUCCUGGCAGCCUACUCGCAAACAGUUAAUAGAUGGUCCCAGAUGUAUUUCAUUGCCUGGUACUUUACAUCGGUAUUAGUUUGCCUCAAUGUAUUUACUGCAAUCAUUCUAGAGAACUUCAUCACAUCCUGGGAUCGAAGCCAGAAGAGGCAACAGCAAUCUUUAGAAGAGGGCAAUAGACCUACAGCUUAUCUAAUGUCUGUACAUACUAUGUUUAGGGACGAUCUCCAAGAACCUACUGAGAGUGAACUCCUAGAUGAGAUCUUCAAGCAUCCUCAUAUACAAAACCUGCGCUUUUGAGACCAUCCCUUAGUCAGUGUUUUGUCAAUUUCCUUGCCGACUCAACCCCAUGGCAGUCAUAACCAGUAUCUUCUUUUAUAUAAAGUAAGGACAAAAAUCAACCAAAGAUGUAAGAACUGCAUGUGGAUAUAUGAUGGUGGUGAAUUUUUACCUGAUUACCAAAUGCUUGUAAAUAAGCAACCAGAGGAUUGACAGCUUGUGUCCUCUCCAAGGGACCUGGUAAUGAGGAUCAAUGCAUUACCAAAGGACACUAGCGCACCUAUUGGAAAACCAACCCGGGUCACCGGAAUCCGAAACCCCUGCUCUACCGACUGAUCUAUCACGUAUAACCCACCCAUUCAUGUGGAAUGGUUUUGAGGUGCUAGGUUCUAAGAGAACAGAGUGAAAUGGUUCAUGAAACGAUGUAAGUUGAAGAUGUACAAGUCAACAGUCAAUUUGGUGGAACUGUUACAACCAAAAAUAUGGGCAGAUUACAGAUUGAUCAUGACUGGUUUUCUUCUGGGAUCGCUGAGGUUAUCUCUUACAUUCAAGAAUUCUAACAUUUAGUAGAGGUGCGGAUGAUGACCUUCCCGCUUCUUGAGCACCUACAUACCCUGAGGCCAAAUUGAAGUCGAAAGACAGAAACUACAAUGUACAUAGGAUGGAGAGCUUUGAACAGUAACCUGCUCCUUAACCCAAGGAUGUUCCUAUCCAGGCAACUGCCACUCAACCUCAACAGGGAUUUGGCUCCUGUGUAAUUUGAAUGACUGUAUCACAGAAUUGUGAUAACCCCAUUGGAUAUGUGUGUGCUUAAGAAUUGCAUUCACCAGUAAUGGUAAUGGCCGCCUGUGUGAGCAAAUGCUGACCUUGCCAGAGACUUCCAAAGACUAAUAGGGUGAUGGAUGCAUUUGACAAUCUUAUCAGAGAUAUGUUGUCUUUGGUUGAUCGUUCUUGAUGGAUAUUUGUCUACUCACCCUGGGAUAUUGUGUGAUUCUACAGAACAUGCUGCAUUCUGGGACUCGUGGGCAGGAAUGUAGCAAAGUAACCACAACAAACUUUUCUUCAGUCAACAGGUGAUAUGCCUCUCAUUUAUACCUUGCAUCAGACAUCUAUGAUGUCUCUGAGUGUCUUACAAGGAUAUCGUCAGCACUGACAAUUGCUUCAGGCUUGUCUGUAUGGACUGGAUUUCUGGAUUUAUACCAUGGUCUAUACAUCUAUGAUGUCUCUGGGUGUCUUACAGGAAUAUCAUCAACCCUGUCAGCUGCUGGAAAUGUGUCCAGAUGGGCUGGAUGCUAAUGCUCUUGAAGAUUUAUUCCGUGCUUCAUAGCUAUAUGAUGUCUCUGAGCGUCUUACAAGAAUAUCAUCAACCCUGCCAUUGGCUUCAGGCUUAUCCUAGUGGAAUGCAUGCAUUUUCGUGCUCCUACUGGAGCUCUCCAUCCAAGUGCCAUGAACAGAUGCAGGUGCCAUAGAUCCUUCAAUCUACGCAAGGAGGUGGUCAUCAGGAAUCAAGAUAAUGCUGCACUUCUGGAUCUACUUUGUAUGAAGAAUCUAGGAUUUUAAACAUACUAUGGAUUUUCACAACAAUGCAGAUAAUGGUGAAUACCAUGAGCAAGGUCAAAGUUCAUAUAAGGUUCAAGUACAGUCAAAAGUUCAAGCAAGGUCAGACGAGGACUGCAGUUCAGAUUCCUUGUGCAAGGCUGAUUUGAAGAAAUUUCAGGUGGGAUUCAAAUGCAUGCCAAAGCUGAAUUUCUUCAAUUUUCUUAAAGUUCUAUUUUAGAAGUUCUAAUAUGUUGGCUGUUCCCGUGUUGAGUUCAUUUCAAUAGUUCUUACCAAAGUGCUAUUUUUUAAAUAGUUUGAGUUGAAUGUUCAUAUUUAUACAGUCAACUCUGCAUACUCAUAUUUGAUGAUUAAAAUAGAAAGAUCCCUUGAUUAACUAGUCUGAAGUGAAGCAAAACGUAAACAAAGCAAAGAAAGAAAACACAAAAAGAAAUAUAAAUGUGAAGAUGAAGAUGAAUAAAAAAUGUUACAUGAAUUUAAUAAAAAGAACAGAUUGGUAAAACUUUAAACAAAAUUUAAUAUCAUAAAAUGUCAUAUAUAUAUUUGAAAAUUGGGGAUGGCUUCUUCCUCCCCAUCUCCAAUGAAUUUGCAGUCCAUCAUUCUUACAUUUUUCAUUUUUAUUUUUUAAUUCAUCGUUGUUUUGAUGAGAGCAGAGUUGACAGUAGUUGAAUUGUUUUGCUUUUCUUUUGUAAAACAAAAAAAUCAUUUCCUCAAAGUGUUUGUCUUUUUUUGUCGAGACAUCUUCAGCACAAAUUAGCAUUCUUCAGCUCGCUCUGAUACUCUAAUACCCAGGGGUGAUAUUUUUAGUGCAUUUUAUAUCUUCUGUAGGUAUAUUUUUGUACAAUAGCAAAUGGUAUUCUGAUAAUUUUUUUAAUGCUGUUUUAUAACUGUACUUUCAUUUUUGAAAUAACUUUAAUUUGAAUCAAAUCAAACUUAUUCCACCAUACAUGCCCAAAUGUUUUGUUCUGGGUUUUAGAGUGUCGAGAGUAUAGUCAAAGAAUGCUAACUCACUUUAUUUUUGUCAGUGUCAUCUUUUCUUAACUUCAUUGUUAAUUAAUGCAUUUACUAACUGAUGAGUUAAAAUUUAUUGGAAAUUGUUAUACUUACAAAGUAUUCUAUCCCAAUUACUAUGUGGCUGGUAUUCUGAUUGUCAUGGUUUAGUUAAACCUAGGUUAUUUAGACUGUAAUUUUAUGGAGUGCCAGUUGUCAACUUAUUCACUGAUUAAAAUUUUUUCCUAUCCUUCUUCAAAAAGUUGUCAAAUUUAAUAAAGAUUUGAAAUGGGAAGAAUAGGAAAAUGCAAAAUUUUUAUGAAUUCUAAUUUAUUACGUGUUACAUUAUAAUUGUCACAAAUGUGGAAGAAAUAUUAUGAGGCCAGCAUUCAAUAGAGAAGUGGUUUUU
Messenger RNA from Lytechinus pictus (painted urchin), 5490 nucleotides. Its product is annotated as two pore channel protein 2-like. NCBI's taxonomy places the organism in Eukaryota, Metazoa, Echinodermata, Echinoidea, Temnopleuroida, Toxopneustidae. Gene Ontology annotation, cellular component: lysosomal membrane. The transcript has 24 exons. Gene Ontology annotation, molecular function: intracellularly phosphatidylinositol-3,5-bisphosphate-gated monatomic cation channel activity; voltage-gated channel activity; ligand-gated sodium channel activity. The coding region runs from base 159 to 2555 and encodes 798 amino acids. The record is from RefSeq and is a predicted model, not a curated record. Gene Ontology annotation, biological process: calcium-mediated signaling; transmembrane transport; endocytosis involved in viral entry into host cell.